CCGACCACCAGCACCCCCUCAUUGUUGCACAAUACACAAAGUUGUGGUCUAAAUGCAACCUUACCCCUCUCUUUGAAUUAGCUUCACUUCACAGUCGCACCAACCUCUCUCCCUUACUCGCACGCGAACGAUCACAUACAACACAAACAGUACUCUGCCUCUUGGUGCAAAUCGAACCUAGAAACCUCAAUCCCUUACCCUUCCAUGGCGGCAGGACUCUCCACCGCCGCAAACUUAAAGCCCUACAAUCUCCUCCAACCCCCAAUCCCUAUUUCUAAACCAACCCCAACACUCUUCUUCAACCCCUUAAGAUGUUUCCGUCGCAGUACAAUCCUUCGAGUUCGACCCAGAAGAAGAAGAAUGAGUGGCUUCACCGUUUGCGUCCUCACGGAGGAUCCCAAACAGACAAAAAAGGAUGAACAAGAAGAACAAGUGAAUCCUCAAGUUGUGUCGGCACGAGUGGCAGAGAAAUUGGCGAGAAAGAAGUCCCAGAGGUUCACCUAUCUCGUUGCGGCUGUCAUGUCUAGCUUUGGCAUCACCUCUAUGGCAGUCUUCGCAGUUUAUUAUAGAUUCUCUUGGCAAAUGGAGGGUGGAGAUGUUCCUUGGUCUGAAAUGCUAGGCACAUUUUCCCUCUCCGUCGGUGCUGCUGUGGCUAUGGAAUUUUGGGCAAGAUGGGCUCAUAGAGCUCUUUGGCAUGCUUCCUUGUGGCACAUGCACGAGUCACACCAUCGACCAAGAGAGGGACCGUUCGAGCUUAACGACGUUUUUGCGAUAAUUAACGCUGUCCCUGCGAUCGUUCUUCUCUCAUACGGUUUUUUCCACAAGGGUCUGGUCCCUGGCCUCUGUUUUGGUGCAGGCCUUGGAAUCACGGUGUUUGGGAUGGCCUACAUGUUUGUCCACGAUGGAUUGGUUCAUAAGAGAUUCCCUGUGGGUCCCAUUGCCAACGUGCCCUACUUUAGAAGAGUUGCUGCUGCUCACCAACUCCACCAUUCGGACAAAUUCAACGGGGUGCCAUAUGGCUUGUUUUUGGGACCAAAGGAAGUUGAAGAAGUGGGAGGGCUGGAAGAGCUAGAGAAAGAGAUAAGUAGGAGAAUGAGGUCCGGUUCAUGACCAUGCCACUGGUAUUAGCUAGACUUGUUUGAAAGAAUUGAGGGUAGAGAAAGGGAAACAAUUCAAUUAAUGAAUGAAAUGAUUUGAAUCUUUUUUUUUUUUUCUUUCAUACAGCUAUUCAUAUUAUAAUAGCAGAGCAUAUAACUGAAAAAUAGAGUUAAACGUUUAUAGAUGUAUAAACAGAUCAAACAUGUGUCAGUGGAAAUGUUCUAAUUGCAGCAUAAUACAGCUGGAUAUUUAAAGCCAUUUAAAAGCCUA
This is a messenger RNA of Glycine soja, 1368 nucleotides long. RefSeq names its product beta-carotene hydroxylase 2, chloroplastic-like. The record is from RefSeq and is a predicted model, not a curated record. Gene Ontology annotation, biological process: xanthophyll biosynthetic process; carotene metabolic process. Gene Ontology annotation, cellular component: chloroplast. Gene Ontology annotation, molecular function: beta-carotene 3-hydroxylase activity; iron ion binding. Lineage: Eukaryota; Viridiplantae; Streptophyta; Magnoliopsida; Fabales; Fabaceae. The transcript has 7 exons. The coding region runs from base 205 to 1110 and encodes 301 amino acids.